UGCUGGCCAAGCUGAUCUGGGACCUGCAGUCCUUCCUGUCUGUUCUGGACUCAGAGAACUUGAGUUACAUCGCUCAGGCUCAGAAGAAAUCCAUCUCAGAGCUGCUGUCCAAACUGCAAACAAACGACGCUCCUGUGGAAGAUGCUGAGUACAUGAUCAUGAGCUGUCCGUCACUGUCUCCUAGCAACGAGCAGAUAGACUCACCUGGGACAGAAGGUGUCCGGUCCUCUGAGCUGGUCUUAAAGCGGGACUCAUUGGUGUGGCUGAGGAACGGGGGCCCCAUAGUGCCGCCCCCCCUCCCUCGAGGAGGCCUUGGAGGUGAUGAUGAUGAAGAUACCUACGAGGAGGCAGAACCUUACGUCGCUGACACAACCACAUCCAACACUGAGAAGGCGGAGUCCGACAGCAGUCACUACGAGUCGUACGGGGAUGAAGAUGAUGAUGAUGAGCCGGUGAAGGACAGAGCUCACUACAUCCAUUGGAGCGCCUCCCAGCCCUGCCUGAGGCCCGUCCCCGAGUCCCGGCUCUGCGGCUACCUGUGGAGGAGGAAGUGGCUCGGACAGUGGACCAAACAGCUGUUCAUCAUCAGGAACGACGUGCUGCUGUGUUAUAAGUGCGCCCAGGACCUGCUGCCUCAGCUGGAGUUGAGUCUGCGCGGCUGUCAGCUCGUCUACAAGUCAAAGUGCAACAGGAAGAUCCAGCACCAGCUCAAACUGGUGCCACUGGGCUCGGAGACGCUGGUGCUGGGAUACGGCAGCUUCCAGCAGGCCGACGAGUGGAAGAAGGUCAUAGAGGAAGUGAGUGUUGGAGGUGAAAUGGAGACUCAGAGCUCGCUGUCUCUGAUCCGAUCAGACCAGCGACUGUCCUGCAGGUCCAGUACAGUCCAGACUGACUCUGAGGAGGAGAAACCUUCAGCUCCCUGCAGCUUCAACAAAGACAAAGGUUUCCUGAGCGUGCUGAUGAACUGUCAGUGGCAGAGUCUGCUGUGUCAGGUGGAGGCCGGGCUGCUCAACAUGUUCGGAGAGGAGGAGCAGGAGGAGGAGGAAGAGCAGGAGGAGGGCGGGGAGGUGAAGAGGGAGCGCUCACCUCAGUACACCGUCCAGCUCAGAGGAUGUGAGGUCAGAGCCGGACCCGACACCGACCACUCCUACAGGAUCACACUGAGCAUGCUCGGUGACCAGGUGGCGGUGCUGGAGGUGAGCAGUUCGGAUGAAAAGGAGCGAUGGUUGAAGCUGCUGCAGGACGGAGCCGCCAAUCACAGUCACCAUGGCAACAACACUCAGGAGCACGCAGGUGGAGCUCUCAGACAGGAAGUCGGUGGAAGUGGAGCGUGGCGUUCAGAAGCUGGAGCUGACCGGGAAGAGGACGGUGCAGCUGAGGGCGGGGUCAGAGACCAACCUGGCGUCUGCUGGGAAGCAAAACAAACGCACCUUUAGACAGUCGCUGGCCGUCUGCACUGAGCGUGCUCAGGCGGGCUUCCUGAACCCCCUGCUGCGACGGACGGCCUCAGCUAAAAACACUCUGAGACGAGCUCCUUCGGCGCUGUUCAUCGAACAUGGAAAGGUUUUCCAGAAGAGGAAGGAGUGGGAAACCAAAGCUGCUGCUUGACACCGGCCGUCCAAUCAUCACCUCCCGUCUGCAGACUUCAGUCCUCUCAGAUCCACUGACAUAAAGUUUAACACAUUCAGUGUCUGACUCUAACAUAACAGUGAUCCAGCCUUUAUUCUCUUCAGGAAGCUUUAAAUUUACUAAACACUCGUGAUGUAAAGUUUGUCAUCUAAAACAAAAUGUACGACCGCACCGACUCUCCAUGAACCAACAAACACAUGAACAUAUCAGUAAAUGCAAACACCUGAUUUAGUUUAUUUCCAAAGUUACGUUGGUAGUUUUCUCUACAGUCUCUCAGCUUCUCACUGAUGUUAGCAAUACGGAAGCUAUGAUUAACAAUUGAUGCAGUGUUUUGCUAAUAUUAGCUAAUGAAAGAUAUGAUUAUUAAAUGUUUCUUAUAUCUUUAAACCAUCUUUAAAAUGUGUCUUUUCAACAGACAUUAACUUAGCACAUAGCAGAUCUAAGUAGAGGGAAGGAGGAAGUUGACCGAUGCUUGCUCAACUGUGAUUGGAGCAGAGAGCAAAAGAGGGCGGGGCUUAGGAGUGGUUUAAAUUGUACUUUAGUACAGUAAUCGAGUAAAUGUACUUUUCACCACUGGUUUCUAACAGUUUCUGUUCUCAUGAUCAGCACAAUGUUAUUAUAAACAUACGGCUACGAAUUAUUGAUGAUUUAUGUUUUUUAUGAUAUCAUUUUUAUAAUUACUGUAUUUUAUAAUAAUCUCAGGAGAAUGUUUCUUUGUUGAUGUCAAACUAAACACUGAUCUGUAAAAAGAUAAUAUUAAAAACUGAA
Morone saxatilis (striped sea-bass) is the source of this 2397-nucleotide messenger RNA. Its product is annotated as actin filament-associated protein 1-like 2. The record is from RefSeq and is a predicted model, not a curated record. Gene Ontology annotation, cellular component: cytosol. Gene Ontology annotation, molecular function: SH2 domain binding; SH3 domain binding. Lineage: Eukaryota; Metazoa; Chordata; Actinopteri; Moronidae. Gene Ontology annotation, biological process: regulation of interleukin-6 production; regulation of mitotic cell cycle; positive regulation of DNA-templated transcription.